This is a messenger RNA of Drosophila arizonae, 937 nucleotides long. Its product is annotated as transcription termination factor 4, mitochondrial. The record is from RefSeq and is a predicted model, not a curated record. NCBI's taxonomy places the organism in Eukaryota, Metazoa, Arthropoda, Insecta, Diptera, Drosophilidae. Gene Ontology annotation, molecular function: double-stranded DNA binding. Gene Ontology annotation, biological process: regulation of DNA-templated transcription.
UGUUAAUAUAAAAAAACAGCUGUUGCCCGUUGUUUUGGCCCAACAAAAGCUGUAAAUUGCGCAAAAUUAUUUGGGAAUGUGGAGAAGAGUAUUAUUUAAUGCACAAAAUGUGCAGCAACUUAAAAAUGUAAACCUUCGCCAAUUGGCCGCAAAGGCAACUGCACCUAAAUUGUUGCAACUGGAGCAAGUGCACAUUGACGAAGCCGUUAAAUUGGAGCCGGCAUUGGCAAUUUAUACACCCGAAAUAUGGCGACGGGCACACGAAACUUUUCAGAAUCACGGACUGGAAACUAUGAGCUUUCUGCGAAUUGUUACUGGGAAUCCAAAUGUACUGAAGCGCACGCCUGACCGAAUUAUUCAUACUCUAGAGAUUUGGCGCGCCUGUCAGUUUGGCGAGAACUUGUUGCAUCUCCUGUUGACCAAAUAUCCGGAGCUGCUGGACGUCACUGAUGCACAUCAGCUGCUCACAUUGAGCGCCUAUUUGAAGAGUCGCCUGUCUACCAAUAAAAACGUGUGGAAGGUGCUGAUGAAUAGUCCGGACUUGAUGGCACAGCCGGAGAACUUGAUAGAGGAGAAGUUGACUUAUAUGUUCGAAGUAAUGCGCAUUGAGGUUCCGGAGAUUGUAAAGUCCUCUGCUUUAUCCUUGUCCUUCGAGGAGUUGCGCUGUCGUCACACUUUUCUGGUUCGCUUGGGUUUGUUUAAGCCACGCCCACUCAAGGCAGAUCCCAAUGAGCCGACGACAAAUCAUAGACUAUAUCAGAUAACGGAUACGUCCGAGAAAUCCUUUGUAACCAAAAUAUGUCAUGUCACACUGCCCGAAUACGAAGCAUUCAAGGACCUGUUGGCGCGAGAAUUAGAGCGCAAGUCGAGAAAAACUCAAGUUGAGGAAGAAUUUAGCGAUGAGGAAGUCUAGAUUAAAUUGUUAUUAAGAUUUAAG